GCGGAAGCAGAGGUGGAGGCUGAGGUGGAGGCCGAGGUCGUUACAGCCGCUGCCAAUACAAAUGUAAAUGCGGACACUGGAGGGAGCGCCAAGGGGAACCCCGACUUCCCCAUGGCCUCGCUGUACGUGGGCGACCUGCACCCUGAGGUGACCGAGGCAAUGCUGUAUGAGAAGUUCAGCCCGGCCGGGCCCAUCCUCUCCAUCCGCAUUUGCCGGGAUAAGAUCACCCGCCGCUCGCUGGGCUAUGCGUAUGUCAACUACCAGCAACCUGUGGACGCCAAGAGGGCCUUAGAGACCCUGAACUUUGAAGUCAUCAAGGGCAGGCCGGUGCGCAUCAUGUGGUCCCAACGAGACCCCUCGCUCCGCAAGAGCGGGGUGGGUAAUGUCUUCAUCAAGAACCUGGGCAAGACCAUUGACAACAAAGCGCUGUACAGCAUCUUCUCAGCAUUUGGCAACAUCCUCUCCUGCAAAGUGGCUUGUGAUGAAAAGGGGCCCAAGGGCUAUGGGUUCGUGCACUUCCAGGAGCAGGAGUCCGCUGAGCGGGCCAUCGACGCCAUGAAUGGCAUGUUCCUGAACUACCGCAAAAUUUUCGUCGGGAGAUUCAAGUCGCAUAAAGAAAGAGAGGCUGAAAGGGGAGCCUGGGCCAGGCAGUCCACCAGUGCUGAAGUCAAGGAUUUCGAGGAAGAUACUGAUGAGGAGGCAACCUUACAAUGA
Molecule: messenger RNA, 714 nt
Organism: Chrysochloris asiatica (Cape golden mole)
Lineage: Eukaryota; Metazoa; Chordata; Mammalia; Afrosoricida; Chrysochloridae
Product: polyadenylate-binding protein 1-like 2-like
Exons: 2
Coding region: 112-714 (200 amino acids)
Cellular component (GO): ribonucleoprotein complex; nucleus; cytoplasmic stress granule
Molecular function (GO): poly(U) RNA binding; poly(A) binding; mRNA 3'-UTR binding
Source: RefSeq, a predicted model, not a curated record